Molecule: messenger RNA, 318 nt
Organism: Microthlaspi erraticum
Lineage: Eukaryota; Viridiplantae; Streptophyta; Magnoliopsida; Brassicales; Brassicaceae
Source: the annotation of a GenBank genome assembly
AUGCGCAAAGUAUUGGCUGGCCAAGGAGAAUUCCAACCGGACCAACCGUACCGGUCGACCCGGGGAAGAAGCGGACUAUGCUCGGCCGGACGAUACAAAAUGCGUGACAAGUCGUUCAAGCAACACGCACGGACAGGAGGAGAACAGGCCGCACUCAGCCAGGACAAUACACGGACAGACCGACCGUACCGGUCGGGAAGCAAACGCUUUCCCUCUGCCAAGUUUCGCGUUCGACCAAAAAUUCGGCCGACCUCAUCGCACGAUCGGGACAAAAACCGUUUGGCCAUCGACCCAAAAUUUCUCGGCCAAUGUAAAUAA